Messenger RNA from Colias croceus (clouded yellow), 2625 nucleotides. RefSeq names its product microtubule-associated protein RP/EB family member 1 (gene Eb1). Lineage: Eukaryota; Metazoa; Arthropoda; Insecta; Lepidoptera; Pieridae. Bases 187 to 1011 code for a protein of 274 amino acids. Gene Ontology annotation, cellular component: microtubule organizing center; cytoplasmic microtubule; microtubule plus-end. Gene Ontology annotation, biological process: protein localization to microtubule plus-end; regulation of microtubule polymerization or depolymerization; spindle assembly. Gene Ontology annotation, molecular function: microtubule plus-end binding. The record is from RefSeq and is a predicted model, not a curated record. The transcript has 6 exons.
AAAUUGUCUAUGGUGAUUUGUAAUUGGUAAAUCGCGAAGAGGACGGUGUCGGUCGGUGAGCUUUUUGGUUGAACAUUGAACAAAAAAUAACGUUUCCACGCAUUGCUCAAAUUAUUGAUGAUAAUUAAAUAUACAAGAAAUUAGGAAAUUAUCAAAUACAGACAAGAAUAUAACAUAUAACUCACGAUGGCAGUGAAUGUGUACUCUACCAAUGUCACUUCGGAAAAUCUAUCACGACAUGAUAUGUUAGCGUGGGUGAACGAUGCACUACAGUCAAAUUUCGCCAAAAUUGAAGAAUUAUGUACAGGAGCUGCAUAUUGUCAAUUUAUGGACAUGUUGUUCCCUGGUAGUGUACCAAUGAAGCGUAUUAAAUUUAAGACAAACUUGGAACAUGAAUAUAUACAGAACUUCAAAAUUUUACAGGCUGCAUUUAAAAAAAUGUCUGUGGACAAGAUAGUACCUAUUGACAGACUGGUGAAGGGUCGAUUCCAAGAUAACUUUGAGUUCUUGCAAUGGUUCAAGAAAUUUUAUGACGCAAACUACAGCGGCGUGCCGUAUGAUGCGAUGGCGCAGCGCGAGGGCCUGCCCAUGGGCCACGGCUCGGCGGGCGGGGUGCCCCGCUCAGCGCCCACCGUUAAGAAACCGGCCGCGCCCGUCGCUAAAGUCGCCGCUAGACCCCAAACCAUUGGGAAAGCUAACAGCACAGUGAGAUCUCCACCAGUUAAUUUAAGAUUGAAUCAAAAUGCGAAAGGAGAUUCUAAGAUUAUUGAAGAGCUUAACCUUCAGAUUAAUGAAUUGAAAGCAACCGUCGAAGGACUCGAGAAAGAGCGAGAUUUCUAUUUUGGUAAAUUGCGGGACAUAGAGGUUAUCUGUCAGGAAAUGGAAGAACAACACAAUGGUCCGAUCAUCCAAAAGAUUUUGGAUAUCUUAUAUGCAACUGAGGACGGAUUCGCGCCCCCAGAGGACGUGGACGGUGACAACCCCCACCCCCCGGAGGAGGAAGAGUAUUGAGACGUGACGCGUAUCAUAGUGCUCUUUGUAUAUUAUCUCGAAAUUAUAUCGCUUCAAUCAUCGACAGCAUCGAGUGCUUGGUAUUUCACAGCCAUUGUAUUUUAACCACUGUAAGGCCCUUCGCACACGGAUCAUGACAUACUAAAUAUAUUUCAUAGCAAUAUUGAUCAAUUGUGUAAUUCUAAUACUUACUCAGCGACAUAGAUGUAUAGAGCUCGAUCAAUGUGAAUCCUUUUUUAGAAUAUUGCACGUAAAAUAUAGUUUUUGAUGACAGAUUUAUAACUUUUUGAUAAGGGAUUAUGUCUCUGAAUCCUGUAAUUGAUUAUACAACCUAAUGUGUAAAUGUGUAUUGAGUUACGCAACUAACAAAGAUGAGAAAUAUCCAUUUUCUUAAAAAAGUUAUAAGUGAAGACAAAUGUAGAUCUGUUCAUAUCCUGUGCGAGGGAACUAAUUAUAUAAUGUUAUUUAAAGUAAAUAUGUAUAGGAAGUCAGUGGCCCGAAAAUGGCUUGCGAAGGUUCCUAAAUUAUAUAUACUUACACAAAUCUCUACCUACAAUUAUAUCUUUAGGUUCAUUUUGAAAUAUUUAUUAAUGUAUAAUAUUAUGUGGCUGUGUCAUACUUGAGUGCGGUACAUUUAUCAUAUCGGAGCAUAAUUUCUCGACUGAUUUCUUUUAAUCCCGUAUGUUUUACCAUUUGCCUUUUCUCGUAAUAUGUUUGGACUUAGAUGGUUGUUAUAUGUGCAAUGGUGCAAAAAGGAGUGUUCUAUGUAAUGUCUUGACUGGUUAUCAUUUUUGGGCCACUGGUGGCUGUUUAAACGUGCAUUUAAUAGGUUGUUAUGAUAUGGAAGAGAUUUAAUGUUAAUUGUUAUAAGAUCAGUUUGGCUGACGAAUUAUUGGUCCACAAGUAAUAAUUUUAAUUUUUUGAAGUAAAUUUCGGUGAAAUUUUGGUAAUAAUUUGUUUGACAUUAUGUGUAUGGGACUUGGGCGCGUCAUUUUGAUUAUUUUUUUUUUAUUAAAUAAAUUAUUACUUUUAUAACUUUAUAUAAUUAAUUAUUAAACAUAAAACUAAUUUCUAUGUCUAUGUCUCCAAUUGAAUCUAUUGAUAAACCGAAAAGUUUUUAUAAGUAAUGGUAUGCUUAAACCCAUACACAUCUUGACAUAAGUUGUAUUAUUUUGAAAAAAAGUGAUUUAUCUAGAUCUGAUUUCUUGUGUAAACGACGAUCACGAUAAACGUUCGGAAUGAGUAUUAAUUUUGAAAUUAUGAAAUAAAUAUCGAGAAUAGCGUUGAACAAUAACGUUAUGUAGGGCCUUAUUAUGUGACCACACAUAGGAUAAUCAAUUGUGAGACUUUACAUUUUAUUUGCACUUAGACUAACAAUAGUAAUACUUUAUUUAAUAAACAGGACACAGGACACUACAUUUUAAGUUAGUUUCUUAGCUAUGGAAACUAUUAGAUACAUACUAACGACAUGUCGGCGAAAACGUAUUCGCUAAAUAAACUGAAUAGAUUAAUUUAAAUAUAUACAACGUAAUAUAUGCAAAUUGCCUUACUGCAGAUAUUAAGCCACUGGAUUUUAAAUUGUAAAAAUCUUAUAAAUAAAAUAACUUCAUUUAA